AUGUCACAGCUGCGGGCCCUUCAGCAGACCCUGUUGAUCCGUUGCGCCGCCGCGCGGGGUCGUUGCCUGGCCGUUGCCACGGACGCGAUGGCGGCCGGCGGGAUGAUGGCGGCGGCAGCGGCAGCCGGCCCCCCUCCGCCGCCGUUCCGCACCUACGAGGAGUACCUGGACUCGCAGUUGACGGCGCGGGACCUGCAGUACCUGGAGAGCGAGGCGGUGGGGAGGCAGCUGGUGGAGCUGGGCUUCCGCGGCGCCGGGGACGCGCUGCCACGGCAGGAGUUCGAGGCCCGGGCGGCGGUGGGGCUGACGGCGGCGGCCCCCCCCCAGAAGUCACUAGCAAGUGUAGGAAAAGAACUGAAAGAUAACUUUUUGCGGGCCCUGGCAGAAAGAGAGGAAGCCAAUCGUACUGGAAGAAUUUCUUCCAUAAUCUUCAUUCGUGACCGAAAUUCUCGUUGCCAGGAGGUGUCCGCAUACAUCGACUAUGCACACAGACUGACAACAGAUGAUUUUGAAGUUUACUUCAGUGGGAAGAAGAGACUUUUCCCUCGCAAUACUGAUCUGAGCUUUUACAACUGGGAUAGAAAUGUCAGCACUUCAAAUUCCAGCCCAAAUUACCAAGUGAUUGCAGAAAACGCCUGUGGACUGCUCUUCAAGAACAAAAGUGAUAGGAAAAUAAUAAAUGUGGAUCCCAAGGCCUACCCAGGAGACAACACAACACGGACGCCUGUUGAAACAGAUCUCUAUCUCCAUGUUGUUAUCUAUGACCAUAUCGUCAGAAGAGGGACCUAAGGUCCACCUGUGUGGCUCUUCUCCCAAUGAUUUGUUUAGCUAUUUUAAAGUCUUCUGCAAGAAAAACAGUUGAAAGAUCUUUACCUUGUGUUCAGGGGUAGGAAGGGGGAUUUUUAUACUGGUUUAGAGUUGGUUUGCGCCUCGCUCCUUGAGGGAAGUGAAGUGGAAGGAAGACCCCAUAGUGGCUGUAGCGUCCAUGUAUCUGGGCCCCUUGUGAAGUCCAUGGGGUAUGUGAAUUGCAAAAGCACCUAAAGGGAAGACAGAAGGUUUGGACCCAACUUUUCCCACUACUCCUAAGGCAGCAGGGCGGCUGGGACAGAGGUGCCGCAUUCUUUCCUGCAGUAAAGAAAAGAAACUACUGUCCCGUAGUUCCCCAGCAA
Gymnogyps californianus (California condor) is the source of this 1169-nucleotide messenger RNA. It is a transcript of the gene CFAP299, whose product is annotated as cilia and flagella associated protein 299. The record is from RefSeq and is a predicted model, not a curated record. NCBI's taxonomy places the organism in Eukaryota, Metazoa, Chordata, Aves, Accipitriformes, Cathartidae.